AUGACGGUUGCCACCAGCGACCCUGCGGACGAAGCCGCAGCACAUCCAGGUCAGCCUCAUGACCAGUACGACCCAGAGCCGGAUCAUGAGUGCUGUGAAAGGGUCGUCAUCAACAUCUCAGGCUUACGCUUUGAGACACAGCUCAAGACCCUCUCCCAGUUUCCAGAGACGCUGCUGGGGGAUCCCAAGAAGAGGAUGAGGUAUUUUGAUCCUCUCCGGAACGAGUACUUUUUUGACCGGAAUCGGCCAAGUUUUGAUGCUAUUCUAUAUUAUUACCAAUCUGGAGGCAGGCUGCGCCGGCCUGUUAAUGUGACCCUGGACAUUUUUUCUGAAGAAAUCCGUUUUUAUGAAUUGGGUGAGGAGGCUAUGGAAAUUUUCAGGGAGGAUGAAGGUUUCAUAAAGGAAGAGGAGCGACCCCUGCCAGAGAACGAGUUUCAGAGACAAGUAUGGCUGCUGUUUGAGUAUCCAGAGAGCUCAGGUCCUGCUCGCAUCAUUGCCAUCAUCUCUGUCAUGGUGAUUCUUAUCUCUAUUGUCAGCUUCUGUCUGGAGACAUUGCCAAUUUUCCGAAAUGAUGAUGGGGAGAUCUACAAUGCUCAAUUCCAGUCCAUGUCCAAUGCCACCUCUACCUAUGAUGGCUCGGAUUAUUUCACAGAUCCUUUCUUCAUCGUGGAGACUCUCUGCAUCAUCUGGUUCUCAUUUGAGUUCCUAGUGAGGUUCUUUGCCUGUCCCAGUAAAGCUGGAUUUUUUGGCAACAUCAUGAACAUCAUUGAUAUAGUGGCAAUCAUCCCCUACUUCAUCACCCUAGGCACAGAGCUAGCAGAGAGGCCAGAGGACGCUCAGGCAGGCCAGCAGGCUAUGUCUUUGGCUAUUCUCCGUGUCAUUCGUCUUGUCAGGGUGUUUCGUAUCUUUAAACUCUCGCGUCACUCCAAGGGGCUCCAGAUCUUGGGACAGACUCUGAAGGCCAGUAUGCGUGAGCUAGGCCUCCUCAUCUUCUUCCUGUUUAUCGGCGUAAUCCUCUUCUCCAGUGCUGUCUACUUCGCAGAAGCAGACGAGCCACAUUCCCAGUUCAGCAGCAUCCCUGAGGCCUUUUGGUGGGCUGUGGUCUCCAUGACCACCGUGGGCUACGGAGACAUGGUUCCAACAACCAUUGGAGGAAAGAUUGUGGGGUCUCUCUGCGCAAUUGCCGGUGUGCUAACUAUUGCCCUGCCUGUUCCAGUCAUCGUGUCAAACUUCAACUACUUCUACCACAGAGAGACGGAGGGGGAGGAGCAGGCACAGUAUCUUAACAUCCCAAGUGUGCCUAAAGCUAGCUCCGCUGACGAUCUGAAGAAGAGCGGUCGGAGUGGCAGUGGAUCCACUCUCAGUAAAUCUGAAUAUGUGGAGAUCCAGGAGGCUGAUAACCACAGCACUGAGGGCUUAAGACCAGAGGGCGUGAAAACAGGAAACUGCACCCUGGCUAACACUAACUACGUAAAUAUCACUAAGAUGCGUACAGAUGUAUAA
Micropterus dolomieu (smallmouth bass) is the source of this 1503-nucleotide messenger RNA. RefSeq names its product potassium voltage-gated channel, shaker-related subfamily, member 2b (gene kcna2b). Gene Ontology annotation, molecular function: delayed rectifier potassium channel activity; protein binding. Gene Ontology annotation, biological process: potassium ion transmembrane transport; protein homooligomerization. NCBI's taxonomy places the organism in Eukaryota, Metazoa, Chordata, Actinopteri, Centrarchiformes, Centrarchidae. The record is from RefSeq and is a predicted model, not a curated record. Gene Ontology annotation, cellular component: axon terminus; juxtaparanode region of axon; dendrite. The transcript has a single exon. Bases 1 to 1503 code for a protein of 500 amino acids.